AUGGGAGAAUCGUUAGCCAAAUCAAUUCUUGAGGUACCACUCGAUGUCCCACUCGGCCUUAUUCUAAAAAAUAAUUCGGAGAAACUACAAGAGAUAGCGAUAAACACAAACACAUCUGUGAACUUUACCAGGACUAACUAUAAUCCACGAGUAGAAAUUUUGCCGAGACGAAGAGAACCUGCAACUACGAGAAGAGAUAUGGAAGAUGCGCGAAUCCAAGUAGAAUGUCUCUUUGCAAAUAAUAUGCGAACUGUGCCACAUCUCAAAAUUCCAAUCAAUAUUUAUCGUUCGCAUGCAACUUUUGUCGAGGAUUUGUUAUCACCAACGUUGCGAAAAAUCAGUGACAAACAUAAGGUCGACGCGUUACCGAGAAUUUAUAAAAAUGAGGCGUACGUGGUUUUCCUCAAGAAUAGAAAAGAUCCGAGGAGUGUAAUCGAUAAGCCGAAAAGAGAAGUCGAACGAUUUCUGGCGAGGUUUAGUUAUCCUGAGCCAAGAAUACAUAUACCAGAAUCUAUAGAAUUACCCAUUCCUUUUGAUCAAGAUAUUCUAACCCUUAAUCUUAACGAAUUUAAGGAUAAGUUUCAAAAGGAAAUUCGUGAUAUCGAAAAUGAGACAAAUACAAUUAUUGAAUACGACUAUGAGAAAUCGAAUAUUCUGAUUAAAGCAGUUGAGUUCUCUAGCAAUGUACGAGCCAAGAGGUUCGAAGCGUAUCAAUUAAUGAAGGAAUUGAUAUCAAAGAUCAAUAAAUCCAAAUCGAAAAAUCAAGAUGCAUCUUACGAAGAAUCUGAAAUUGUGCAGAACCCAAAACGAACCGACUCUUUCGAUAGCGACGUGUCAUCGGGUUCUGAAGUUAAAGAAAAUUCUCAUAAUUUAGAUGCAUCUUUUGAUGAGAUUAAAUUGGAGUUCGAUUUCAAAUAUUCAAAAAAAGUUUCCAACAAUUCAGAAUCAGAUAUGCUUUACACUCAAUCACCUCAAUCACCUCAUGAUGAGUUUCUUACGAAAUGGCGUUGGUUUAGGGGUGAAUGGCUGCAUAGUGGAUAUUAUAAGCAAUUUGAGUCUCUUUUUGGGAGUAAAUAG
This is a messenger RNA of Ambispora leptoticha, 1077 nucleotides long. The record is from the annotation of a GenBank genome assembly. NCBI's taxonomy places the organism in Eukaryota, Fungi, Glomeromycota, Glomeromycetes, Archaeosporales, Ambisporaceae.